Symbiodinium sp. CCMP2456 is the source of this 7656-nucleotide messenger RNA. NCBI's taxonomy places the organism in Eukaryota, Dinophyceae, Suessiales, Symbiodiniaceae. The record is from the annotation of a GenBank genome assembly.
AUGCCUAGCCAUGGGGAAUGGCUGGCUUUGACUCAGAACCUUGUGCCGACGGAGCUGUCGGCGAGAGUGUUGCUUGCAGGGCAGGGGGAUGAUCUGCCCAAGCUGCCUUCGGCAGCUCGGUCCACGGCUGUGCUGGGUGCAGGGAAUAAGGGAAACGGCCUCUACAUGUCAGAGAAGGUGAUGGCAGGAGACUUCAUUAUGGAAUAUAUCGGUGCAUACUCCACGACCGGCGGGCCAUAUGCUGUGAAGCUUUCCAUUUGCGGCGAGGGAGUGGACAUUUUUCUCGACGCAGGCUCGCGCGGUGGACGGGCACGAUUCUUGAAUCACUCCUGCUCUCCGAAUGCCGUGCUGCGGGAAUCGUGGUGCAGCUGCAGUCGUGAUGGCGUGGCUGUAUGCAUGCCGUGCGUGCAGGUGAUUGCCACGCGGGCCAUCCUUGAGGGUGAGGAAAUCACGAUCAACUACAAGGAGCAGCCUUCGCUACUUGACGGGCUUCCGGGCACUGGUGUCUGCUUGUGUGGUGCUGCUAGCUGCAAGCCGCCGAAGCCGGAGAUAUGCACCAUGCCUUCAUGCAGUCACGGCUGUACGGAGGAUGUGUACUGGACUAGUAAAGUCCAGUGCUGGGUGGCCGUAUGCGAUGUAAAUACCGUGCACAAAUCGUUGUUUCUUCAUGGGUCCUGGGGCGGAUUCGGUUGCAAGCGCGGCUUUGCGAAGGCUGUUCUCAAGGACUACGUGGACAUGGCAGCUCAGGCACAGGAUUAUGGAGAUGCCGAGGUUGGGAGAGCGCCUACGGACCAGGUGCUGCAGGACCAGCAUCAGCCGGAGAUGGUUGCCUCGGGGCUGGAGGCACAUGGGACUCCAAAUGGAGCACUUCCUGAGCCAGGUAGGGAUGCCAAUCUGGGGACCUCGGCCGUGGUUUCCUCCCAUGUCACGCGGGAAGCCGGAGCAGGAGUCGUGGCUACACGGGUGAAGCAAGAGGCAGAAGAUCCAGGAGGAGCAGCAGGUGCUGUGGAGGCACCUAUGCAAGUUCGGGAUGCACACGAGCCGGAGGGUUCCACAGGUGCCACGGAUCUGCUUACGGUGCCGUGCUCGGCAUUCACUGGUUCUGUCGAGGCACCACAGGCAGCCAUGGAAUCCAGAGAAGGAGCAGCGGAGACACCAGCCGUGGGAUCUAGAGGUCCACUGGAGAUGCCUGCGAUGCAGAGCUCGGCACCCAUUGGUUCUGCCCAGGAAGAUGAGGAAGCACCUGCAGCAGUGGGAUCCGAAGGUGCCGCAGAGAUGCCUGGGAUGCCGAGCUCGGCACCCAUUGGUUCUGCCCAGGAAGAUGAGGAAGCACCUGCAGCAGUGGGAUCCGAAGGUGCCACAGAGAUGCCUGCGAUGCCUAGCUCGGCGCCCACUGGUUCUGUGCAGGAAGAUCCUGGAUCUGCGGCAGGACAACCAGCGACACAGGACAGCAAGGAUGCCUCUGGGUCAGAGCCGCAGCAGGGGCAAUCUCCCGAAGAACGGGCCAGGCUGCUUGAAGAGUGGCAAGGAAUCCUUAAUUCGCACGCGGAUGACCUCGCGCGAGAUGGUGUGUACUUGGAGCACAUCGACCUCAUGCUCUUCUGCGUGGUACAUCAGGUGGAGCUGCGCUUUGUGCUUUACACGGAACGACAUCUGCAGGCAGUCAGCACAGCAGAGUAUCUGCAGGGCCUUUGUGAAAAAAUGCCGCCGCUGCCAGACAUACCAAGGGGGCAGGCGCCGUGGCAUGUCAUUCUUACUAGAGCUGACUUCGAGGCAUGCGAUGACACUUCAAGGAUGAAUCAUUGGAUUCCAGCCUGGCCAGCCUCUGCAGAUGUGCUUGCAGCUGAGCAGAAGAGCUUGGAACAGGACGCCAAACGUCGUCGGUGCGAGCUUCUGCAGCGUCUGUCAGAUGCAGACGAGGAUGCGGUGACUGACUCGAUCAUGGAAGAGCUUGAGCUGCAGCAGCUGGAGCGGCGCAACUUCAAGCAGCUGGUGUCGAGGCUGCAUGCGAGCACGGGCUUGCUGGCUCGGGAAGUUGGAAGGGAGGGCAACUGCGGGAUCUGGGCAUUCUUGGGUCUUCGAGCCGGAAAUCCCUGGAUGUCAAGAACCAGCGACGAGCACACGCAUCUGGAAAUGAUGGAUGCCCGUGCUAUGUUAGCAGACCUUUGGAGGGAGGUGGCCAGCCACGUCCGGUCCGAUGACCCCGUCCAGGGAACAGCAGCGCGCUUGUGGGCCCAGCAUUUCUUCUUUCUGGUGCCGCGGGCCUUUGAGGAGGAUGCCGGAGAUGCGGAGCGUAGUGACGCUGAGGAUCUUCCCAACUCGGGUGGCCAAGCUCAGGUCCAGCUGAGGAAUGUCAAGCAGGAGCCCACGGAUCCCACGGCUCCAUCAUCUCCCAAGACUCCACCGGCGUCGAGGCAGGAUGCAGUGUAUGCGCAGCACACGCCACCCAAGCUGACAGCCACGGCCAGACGGAGCAUGAGAGCAGGUAUCCUAGCUGAAAGGCCUGACUCUGGGCCCAGCAUACCUUUGCAGGCCACCGUGUCCGCAUGCAAAACUGAAGCGAUAGUCAAGGCGGAGCCUGAGGAUAACGGUGGGCAUGAUGUGCCCGGCCGGAGCACAAAGCAGCCACUCAAGAGAGCGCGCAAGGAAUCCACGGAGGCCAGGGAUCUUCGUCGCCUGGCAGACAAGAAGCUGCAGGCCGCCCGUGUUCAUCUGGCUUCGUUGCAGGUGGCUGCCAAUUCCUGGAGCAGGGUGCAUGCACGGGGGCAGGUGCUGAAGGGCGCUAUGUCUUGCGCCAAUGGCGGUUGGAAAAGGUUGGUAGAGCAGCUGGUCGAUGGAUCCGUGCCAGGUGCUUGCAAGCUGUGCUCGGAGCUGUUGUCAUUAGCCAAUUUCUCCAUGGACGCACUGCAGCGUGCUGUGCGGCAAGCUACAGAUGACACCCCCCAUGCCUUGCAGGACACCAUCGAGCAGCAAAGCCAGCAAACCAAGACGGAGCCGGGUGAGAAGAUUCCGAAGCAGGAGCCGGGUGAAGUUUCCGUGAAGCGGGAGGUGCAGGAGGACAGUGAUGCGGUGGAUGGGGCAGCUCCUUCUGCGGGCGUGCAAGCGUGCCGUCGGGGGAAAACCGACUUCGAUGUCCGGGACCUGGUCCGACAGAACCCGCACCUGCAGCUUCUGCCCGAGAACACGCACAAGCGGCGGCACCCUGUCCAGUGCAACAUCUGUAUUCGUGCAUCAUCCAAGCAGCCAGCUGUCUUUGACUUGAUUGACAUCCGCAAGGAGAAGUUCUACCUGCAGCACGUGAAUGCCCCCACGCAUGUCCGCAACCUGGCCGCGCGCAAAGGUGGACAAGCACCCAGGGCCGCUGGUGGAUCUGGCGCCGAUGCCGAGGUUCCGCCCACGGUUGAGUGCCAGGGUCUGCGUCUCACAAAGGCAUUGCCGGCAUCCAAGAUCGUGGAGAUGCUGCCAGCCUUCGAGCUGUGGGUUUGCUACAAUACCCUGUCCAAUGCAGCGUGCUUGCAUGAGACUGAGGAUGGUGGGUCCAGCAUGCACCAGUACACGCAUGAUCUGACGUCGGGCACGUACGUGAUCCGGCACCGACUCUGCGAGAGGAGCAGUGGGAGUGUGGUGCAGGAGGGCAUGCCACCUGUGUGCUGCAAGUGUUACAGCUUGAGCAACGACCGCGGCAUCGUGCGCAUGAUAACCCGCUUCUACCUGAAGCACACGGCUGCCCAUCUGCUGCAAGCCAAGCUCUUUCGUGAGAGCCAGGUGGAGGCACUCCUCCAGGAGGUUCGCGGCAGCAGAAUGUAUCAGCAGGCCUGCGAGAAGGAGUUCGAUACGAUGUUCAAGCUAGACCUGAGAUCCCCCCAGCAGUAUGUGCGCACGCAGUACAUGAGCGUUCCCAAGAACAAGUGGAGCCGCUCCUUGCGAGACCUGAUCCAUGCGGUUGUUGAGCCGUGUUUGAGUGUCGCGGUCCACUCUUGGAGCUCCGCCAUCGCUUCCCGCGCCGAGACUUUGGCCGCCAAGUUGUCCUCGCGCACUCUUGCGAGCGUCGACGACCUGAACCUGAAGUUGGGGUCCCAGGUCGCGUGUGGGGCGCUGAACGAACACCCGGUGGUUCAAGGUGUGCUGAUUGCUGCGGUUGAGAUGUCCCUUCGCAAAACACGCGGCAGCACUACCAUGCGACAGCUGCAGGUAUCCGAUGUCGAGAAGGCAUUAAUGAUCGAGGCAGGUGUGUGCAUCAGCCUUGCCGCCAACAACAAUCACCUUCUCCGGGAGUUCGGACUUGCUUGGACAGCACCCAAACUACCGUUGUCUAACAUGCACGGCCACGGGCUGCCCGAUCCAUUCCUGGCUGUGGCUUCGCCAGAGGUGCUGCAAAAGAAUGCGCUGCUGAUCGACGGUCUCUUGCCUCCUCGGGGCCAUUGCCGCAGACUGACAAUGGCACUGGACAAAACUUACCUUCUCAAGGGUCUAGACAUAGUCCAGGUUCGCCAGGGACGUGGUUACGUAGGCACCUGCUUCCAGCUGUCCUCACUGUCCUCCAGGUCCUCGAGCAGUUCGGGUGCAGUAGGUUCCGAAGAGCAGCAGCAAGCAGCAGAUGCCUCGGGAUUCCUGCCGCUCGCAGCCUCUGCUGCGUCACAGGAGGCAAGCCAGGCAACUGAAGGGCAGCAGGCGUCGGAGCAAGCAGGCCAGGCAACCACAGUGCAUCCGAUGACGUACGAUGCCGCCAAUUUGCACUAUGCCAUGGAGAUGCUGGAAUGCCUCGUCUGGGAUCCGGCCGUGCCGCGCAUUCCAAGAUACAGCCUCUGCUGCGUGCCCAUGGGCUACAAGUGCACCGGCCGUGACAUGCUGGAGAUCAUCGGCAGGAUCAUGGAGAGCGCAGGCUCUCGCAUUCGCACGCUGGUCAUGGACAAUCAUUCCACGCACGGCCUCCUGAAAUCCUUCCUGAAAGGCUUCCCGGAAAACCUGACUGCUCGUGAGAUUGCCGCGCUGCCAUUUUGGCGGCACGUCACGUUUGAGGAUUUGCCUGAGUCACCAUUGCCCCGCUUCCCUUACCGACGUCCAAUGCUGCGAGGAGAGGCGCUGCUGGCCUUGAACGGGCCAAAGCACAUUGUCAAGAACCUGGUGUGCGGGCUACGGGGUGCAUGCCGAACCGUGCACGUGGGGCGAUACUUCACGGACUGGUGCGGAGGUCUUGACCUACAUCUCCCUCCAGGAGCUUUUCAAGGCUUCGAUGCCCAGUCAGACAUGGAAGCCUCGACCAUGCUCAACCCGUACCACCUCAUCCUGGAGCUCUGCAGCACUGUGGCCGAGGUCCAGAUACCGUGGAGUCUCACGGGGGCAUUACUCAUGGAUGUGCUGAUCACGCUGUGCACCACUGCGGUGCUGCAUCCGGACCUCACUCCUCUGCAGCGGCUCGAAAAUUCCCUCACAUCCUACGUGUUCUGUGACUUGUGUUGCAUAGAAGCUAACAUGCAGUGCCAGGACCAACGCAGGCCACGCGGCACCAUGUGGAUCCAUCCAGCCACUCAAACGAAUUUGCAGGAUCUCUGCGGCUUCGUUGCCAUAGCAACAACGUCUUUGGUUCCAGAUCUGGAUUGGGUACCAGCCCGAUCGACUGAGAUGGUGCUCGAGGAGUACUUUGGGUAUUGUCGGGGUCAGAUGUCUUCUUCAAAUCUUACUGUCCGCGAUUAUCUGCAUUGCAGCGCUCGCAAGAUGUACCACUAUCAGCAGCAGCAACUCCGGAGCCAGGCUGAUGCAAAAGUCUCCUCGGGCCCUGAACGGUCUGAUCGCUGGAGCGCUGUGACGCCGGAGCAGUUCAGUGCGACUGCCCAAGUGGCCUUGGAUGCGGCGUUGGCAUUGAUGAGUGCUUGCUGCGAUCGCCCGAAGGCGGCGCUUCUGAGGAGUUACGUUGGCUUCUGUGCCUCCACACACAUGUCUGAGGUGCCGCAGGUGCCAGCUCUGCAGGUGGGCGAGGAUGUUGCGGAUGGCUAUGAGAUCGAGCUGGACGUGGAUGACGGAGGCCCAGAUGCUGAGCCCCCACAUGAUCCGCAGGAGGUGCCGGAGGCUCACGACCUCCGUGACGGUGAUGCCGAGUGUUAUGCGCUCUUCGCCCAGCUGCGUGCAAGGGAGAUUGCAGAUGCUAGGCCGUGGUGCGCGGAGAGUGCUCCGCAAAUGGACAAUGCAGCAGCCUCUCGCUUGGGCUCUGGUACUGCUCCGCCGCCUUCCACCUUGGAUGCUGAUUGCUGGGCCACGCUCACCAAACCGGAGGACCCGGAGGAUGAAGAGGCAGCGGGCGAUUGUCACAUCAAUCAUACGAAGCACGUUCUGACUUUGUCCACAGCGCUGAAGCAAACCAGGCUUGGGAGCAUGGACCACGCAGACUUGGAUCAGUGCAGUGACCUCAAGGGCUGGUUGUGGGUCCUGCUGCGGAAUCUUCGUUCCCAGGCCGACAAGCCGCUGAUUCCGAACCUCAUGCGUGCCCGGAAGCAAGGCAAAAGGUUGAAUUGGCACCAGCAAUGUGAGCGCGAAGCAGCGCUGAUCAGGCAGUUGAUCGGGGCACCAGCAAAGAGAACAUCCAGAGCCGCAGCAUGGCGUGCCCUGGCUGCGUCGCUGAGGGAAGCCUGUGCUGACACUGAUGCCCGGGACAUUCAGGAGCUCUCCUCAGGCAUGAUAGUUCUUGCUAUGGCUCAGAAUUCGAAUGAGUGGAGGGUUGGCUUGACAUUGUCGGUCUGGCGAAGGACUGCACGUGGCUGUCGGUUGUCACACCUUUCCCUGCCCAUGGAGAAUGUUGCCUCCGCCCGCGUGGUGCUCAUGACUGUUGUCCCCGAUCGUCCCGAGGGAAGCUUUGAGGCUACAAACAGGUGCGAGACCGCCGUGCUUCCAGCUUUUCGGAUGCCAAUGACUUUGCAGUGCGAUGAGAUCUUGCGCGGCUUGGAUGGGGUCCGAUGCCGCUUGACUCCGAAAUCUUUAGAGGCAGUGCAGAGGGCCCACCUGCACACCCGGUGGCCGGAGAAACUCCCCAAAGGCACUGCAGCCAGAACGUCCGCAUCGCCAGGCCCAGUGAAAGCUCGCAAGGAACCACCCGUUGCCGAGAAGGAGAGUGCUGAGGAGGACCGCACGGAUCAGAAGGAUCAGAGCAGCAGCGCUCCUGCUGCAAGCGCGCCGCCAAAAGGCCCUGGCCCACUCAAGAAGAUCAAGCAAGCCUUGGUAAAGCAGCUGCACUUGAAAGCCAAGCCUGCCGGGAAGUCAGUGUCUGCUAUCCCUGCGAACUUUCAGCGCUCCAAAACCGGUGACAAGUUGAUCCGCCAAGAGCUUCAAAGGCUGCUCGAGCUGGACCACGAGAAACACCCCCAGCGUCCAGUGCUGAGUGAGGAUGGACGAGUUCGGCUGAAGAAUGCCACGACUGGCGCCAUCGAGCCGGACAUUCCAUGGACAGAGCUACUCGAGAGGGCACCCACGUUCUUUUCGAACCACUACCGCACCGUGCGAGGUCGAGAAGCCUACGGGAAUUCGCUCCACAAUCAUUUUGUGCGUGUUACCCGGCAGCUGAGCACACCUCCUUUUCAAAGAACCGAAUUCUUGCGGCUGCUGCACGACAUCCGAGAUGGCACUCUGGGUACAGUGGCAUCGGUGACCGAUGCCGGGGUUAAGUGA